GAGUCGUCUGUGGCCACGGGUCUCUCGGCUACCUGGGGUGUUAAGGACUCAGCUUGAUUUAUUGGAAUUCACAGCUGCCCUUCUUUAGCCUUUCAUUUCAUGCCUAGGAUUUAUAAGCAGAGACCAAAAGAGGAACAUCCAUUUCGAGGGCUUUUCUAAGACCUGAUUUGCUGAGAGAAUGUUCCCGUGGCCAUGGAAUAGAAGAUGAACUCAGCUGAAUUCAGUGAAGAUGUAGAAGAAGUUCUAAAAAGUAACACUGUGAAGGUGGAGACGGAAAGCGAGGAUGCUGCUCUGGACUGCUCGCUGAGCUCCAGGACCGCAGAGAAGCACGCUCUGGACAGCGUCUUCACCGCCCUCCAAGUGUCCAGCAAACGCCGGCAGCUGGGUGGCGACGGCCAGCCAGACUGUGUCUCCAGUGUGAAGAGGAGGCGGCUGAUUCCCGAGGCCCUGCUGGCAGGCAUGCGGAACCGGGAGAACAGCUCGCCCUGCCAGGGCAAUGGAGAGGCAGCUGGCAAGAGCAGAAGCGUGGGCUCUGCGUGGCUGGGCGAGGAGGAGCCCUGCAAUGACACGACCACCCCUUCUUACAAGAAGCCUCUCUACAGCAUCUCGCACAAGAUCAUGGAGAAGAAGAACCCGCCCGUGGGGGACCUGCUCAGUACCUAUGAGGUCUUCGAGAAGCCGAACCCCAGCAACAGCCCCUCCCCAAUGCGCCUGCUGAGUGAGUCUCAGAAGCGCGACUGUGGUAGCAUGGGGGCUGCCGCGGAUGGGGACCCCAACAUCUACUUCCUCAUCCAGAAGAUGUUCUACAUGCUCAACACCCUCACGUCCAACAUGUCCCAGCUGCACAGCAAGGUGGACCUGCUCUCCCUGGAGGUGAGCCGCAUCAAGAAGCAGGUGAGCCCUUCCGAGCUGGUGGCCAAAUUCCAGCCACCGCCCGAGUACCAGCUGACCGCUACUGAGCUCAAGCAGAUCGUGGACCAGAGCCUGUCGGGCGGGGACCUGGCCUGCCGGCUGCUGGUGCAGCUCUUCCCCGAGCUCUUCAGCGACGUGGACUUCUCUCGUGGCUGCAGUGCCUGCGGCUUUGCUGCCAAGCGGAAGCUGGAGUCCCUGCACUUACAGCUUAUCCGAAACUACGUGGAGGUCUACUACCCCUCGGUGAAGGACACGGCUGUGUGGCAGGCCGAGUGCUUGCCGCAGCUGAACGACUUCUUCAGCCGCUUCUGGGCCCAGCGGGAAAUGGAGGACAGCCAGCCGGGCGGCCAGGUGCCCAGCUUUUUUGAAGCCGAGCAAGUGGAUGCCAGCCACUUUUUGGACAAGAAGGACCAGGAGGAGGCCCUGUCUCUGGACCGGAGUAGCACCAUCGCCUCUGACCACGUGGUAGACACGCAGGACCUCACCGAGUUCCUGGAUGAAGCCUCGUCACCGGGCGAGUUUGCGGUCUUCCUCCUCCACCGGCUCUUCCCCGAGCUCUUUGACCACCGCAAGCUAGGCGAGCAGUACAGCUGCUAUGGUGACGGCGGCAAGCAGGAGCUGGAUCCGCAGAGGCUGCAGAUCAUCCGCAACUACACAGAGAUCUACUUCCCCGACAUGCAGGAGGAGGAGGCCUGGCUGCAGCAGUGCGCCCAGCGCCUCAACGAUGAGCUGGAGGGCCUGGGGCUGGAGGCGGGCAGCGAGGGCGAACCCCCUCGGGACGACUGCUACGACUCCUCCAGCCUCCCGGACGACAUCUCCGUGGUCAAGGUGGAGGACAGCUUUGAGGGCGAGCGGCCCGGCCGCCGCUCCAAGAAGAUCUGGCUGGUGCCUAUUGACUUCGACAAGCUGGAGAUCCCGCAGCCUGACUUCGAGGUGCCGGGCCCCGACUGCUUGCUCAGCAAGGAGCAGCUGCGCAGUAUCUACGAGAGCAGCCUGUCCAUUGGCAACUUCGCCUCGCGCCUGCUGGUGCACCUCUUCCCCGAGCUCUUCACCCACGAGAACCUGCGGAAGCAGUACAACUGCAGCGGCUCCCUGGGCAAGAAGCAGCUGGACCCGGCUCGCAUUAAGCUGAUCCGCCAUUACGUGCAGCUGCUCUACCCCCGGGCCAAAAACGACCGCGUGUGGACCCUGGAGUUCGUGGGCAAGCUGGACGAGCGCUGCAGGCGCCGGGACACCGAGCAGCGCCGCUCCUACCAGCAGCAGCGCAAGGUACACGUCCCGGGCCCCGAGUGCAGGGACGUGGCGAGCUAUGCCAUCAACACAGAGCGGUUCCGGGAGGAGUACGAGGGGCCCCCGCUGCCCCCGGAAAGAAGCAGCAAGGACUUCUGCAAGAUCCCUCUGGAUGAGCUGGUGGUCCCCUCGCCCGACUUCCCAGUGCCCCCUCCCUACCUGCUGUCGGACAAGGAGGUGCGGGAGGUCGUGCAGCAGAGCCUGUCCGUGGGUAACUUCGCCGCACGGCUGCUCGUCAGGCUCUUCCCCGAGCUCUUUACCGCCGAGAACCUCCGGCUGCAGUACAACCAUUCUGGGGCCUGCAACAAGAAGCAGCUGGACCCCACCCGGCUCAGGCUCAUCCGCCACUAUGUGGAGGCCGUCUACCCCGUGGAGAAGAUGGAGGAAGUGUGGCAUUACGAAUGUAUCCCCAGCAUCGACGAGCGGUGUCGCCGCCCCAACAGGAAGAAGUGUGACAUCCUCAAGAAAGCCAAGAAGGUGGAGAAGUGACGGGCCAAGGGUUGCCCAGAGACUUGGGGUCGCCGGAGCCUGAGCGCUGGGCACCCCCGGACUGAGCGUCACUGUGGAGCACAUGUGUGGUACCCACAGGCAGGCACCUUAUGUCCACGGGGUGUGGCUUCCUACCUUUGCACACAUAAACACCCACCUGACCACAAGACAGGAGCCUUGCAUUUGAUUUCUUGUACUCGUGACUUUCCUGUGUCUCUGGUGUGGCUGCUGCAGUCUGGGGGAGGAUGGCUGAGGGUGCAGAGGGGCUGGAGGAGUGGGGUCCUCUCCCUGGCUGCGGCCUCCAUGGCGCUCACGGUCACGGUCCAGGAUGCAAACUCGGUGACUCCUGGUCCUCUCCACACUUUUACACCCCCCCCUUUUUUAAUUAAACUGAAUCCCUUUUUUAAAAAGCAAAAAUCACUGGGCUCUUUUGGGGCCAUUUUACUUAGGAAAAAAAAAUCUUUUUAAGUAUUUGAGACGAAGUACUGUAAGAUGAGUUAGGUGCUGGGAUUUUUAGAGAUGAUUUCAGAUUUCUGAACUUUGUAGAAGUGCCAUGUUCGUGCGUGGUGGGUAACACAGCAUGGGGCGGCACCGAGACAGCUCCCUGACCUUGUCCUUACCUGGUUCUGGAAGACUCGAGAUGCCCCUUGGAUGGCGGGAGAGGGCUGGGACCGGAGCAGUGAGGUGGAGCUGGUUCUGACCUAGCUGCGCCUCCCGCCAAGGCGCCUGGCGGGCUGUGUGCGCUGUUGCCGGGGCAGCCUGUGGUGCCCCCUCUGUGGAUGAGAACACUGGAUGAUGAUGAUAUGAAUGUAGACAGACGUGGAAACGUGUUCACGAUGUCUUCAUGUGAGCUGUGUCCUUCGUGCCCGUUCCCCCUCGGUGUGUGGGUGCUGGUUGGAAGGGCAGUCAAGUUUUCUUGAAAAACGGUGUGUGUGGGCAUGUGGCUUCUUAUUUGAUUUAAGGGUGGGCCCUUUGGGCUCGCUGAGAACUGUUUGUUUUCCGUGUGGGUAUUUGUGUGAAAUCCGGGUCUGGGCGCUGCACGGUGACUUCCCCAGGCCUGUGUGAGCCCCUCCCACAGCAGGACGUCCUUGUUCCUGGGCAGGCGGGCCUGGGCCUGGGCCCCCCUGGGAAUACUUGGUUUUGGAAGGACACGGGUUAUCUCAGAUGGGGCUUGAAUGUCCUUUCCAGGUCCACUCAAAACUUUCUCCUCAGCCCCCUGGAAGGUUUUACUGUCCUGCCCCUGGCCCGUCCCCUGGCUUUGAGGUACAACAUCUCUUCCCUCCUUGCUGACUUGGAAGGUGUGACUGCUCUAAGCCAGCAGCUUGCUCUCAGGAGUGCUGGCCAGGAGACCUUUCGACAGGUUGUGUCCUGAAAGACAGUGUUUCUCCCUGUCCGGGGCCACGUGCUUAGGGGAAGCGAACAGUGCUGUGUCUUGCCAGAGACCCUGAAUAUAACUGAAUCAAACCAGGUAGUCCGCAAGCCCUUGUGGGAGGUUACAGAUUUAAUAACCUAAUGCUUUAGUAUUUUGCUACCCUAAAAUGCAGAAAUAAUAGAAAUAAUCUGUGAGUUUCCUUCAUGCAGCUAAGAAAGUUAGUUCCAGUGACUGUUGUGACAUACUUUUGCCUGUACUCAGUGGGCAUUUAUAUAUGUAAAACAGUUUUGAGCAAUGUGAAGUUGCUGUUUUAUGUCAUUACAGCUUGUUUCUGCUGAAGCUGCAAGCCUGUAGUUUUGAAAUUGAGAAAUGCACGGGGACUUGAGUACACUCUGUCACACACCCACACCUUGGACGUACACAGGAAGUGUAAGGGAGAGAGGCCUACACAGAUAACAAAUUCUUUUGUGCCUGGAUACAAGGGACUGGAGCAGCCAGGAGACUCACCUUUCCCCCCUCAGUUGGGCCUUUUUCUUUGCCUUAGUCUCCCUACUGUGCAAGUGCGCAUACACACACACACACACCUACCCAAAGAUGGCUGUGGCUCUCUGCCCUUGGCCCUGCUGGUUGGGGAGGGCGGUACCAUGGAAUUUGUUCUGGUCUCUAGGAUGUAUCCAAGAGGAUUCCAAGCCAUGUGAAAAUUACCCUGCUUUUAGAGAGUGGAAUGUGACCCUGCAACUUUAGAAGCACAAUCAAUAAUUUUUUAAAAAAUUCUUGUCUAUUCACAUUAGAGAAAUCAACAGGUUGUAAGAAUUAAAUGUCUCUUUGCAAACUAGAGCACGGUAAAGUUUUAGAAACUGCGUUUUGGUGGUUUCCUUUACACCCUUCUUGUGUAGGGCAUCUCCCGCAUCUCCGAUCCCUUUUAGUGAGGAGGGGCGGCCGUACCGGAGCUGUGCCCGUCCCCUGGACCGUGUUCUGUCUGUGUGGUGCGCUCACUUCUCCACCAUUCGGGUGGCUCGCGGGGUGUGUUUUUUACAUGAAGCAAUAGAAGUACAAAAAUGCUUAUUUUUUCAGAAUCUAACGUGUUCCUUAAAAUCAGUUCCUUCUCUCCCAGUUUUUUGGUUUUAGGUGUUUGUGUUUUGGACUUUUUUUUCCUCCUCUCUCCCUCUCUCUCCCCCUGUCCCUCUCUCUUGUCUCUGUCUGUCUCUGUCUCUUUUUGCCUUAUAUCCCAAGGACUAAAGAAUUAGCACAGACACAUUCUGAGGUUAAGUAAAGUAGUCACAGUAAGGGUAGUGGUCAUGGUUCUGGUAGUAAGGUGUUAAGGAAUGUAUGAAGAUAGUCUUGAAUGUACUGUUUGGAUCCUGCUUCAGUUCUCGUGCCCGUGUCUACACAGUGACAAACAUUUGACAGGGAAUAAAGUGUCCAUUGUCAUGAGUGCUAGUGUACCCUUCCCCUUCGGUCUUGACCCCAAUGUUUUUUCUUUUCAAGUUGGGGGUGGGGCUGUCUGCAGCAGUCACUAACCAACCGUGGGAUCUGCUCCUGGUGAUGGCUUGGCUGUUCGAAUGCCAAGAGUGAGGGCCCAGCCCCGCCGGCACAGCCUCGCAGAGCUCCCCUGCGGCCCGGUUGGCAGGGGGCCUGCGCCGCCUGGUGUGCGGCUGUGUAGGUCCUCAGUUCUGAGUGCGGUGGGUGCCCUGGGGACCGGCACUGCCACUUGGAAAUACUUGCCUCGCCUCGGGUAGAUCCAGCCUUAAUGUUUCUGACAUCCUAGUAAGAGCAGACCCUGCACAAAGUGGAUAUCAGAGUUAAUACUGUGAGGAGACAAAAUAAUGAGAAUAGUUCUACCAAAGAUAAUGAAUUGUCCAAUACUGUCUGGAUUUUACCAUUGAUUUGAGUGCAUCCUUAGCAAACUGAAUGUAACAAAAACCCAGGACAUUUUUGCAAACUGUAUGCUGUCUAGCAACUUUGUGUGAAUUUUUAUACAAGCACUGUUUUUUGAGUUAUAUAAAAUGUUAUAAAAAUAGAAAA
Messenger RNA from Chinchilla lanigera (long-tailed chinchilla), 6088 nucleotides. RefSeq names its product BEN domain containing 3 (gene Bend3). The record is from RefSeq and is a predicted model, not a curated record. Gene Ontology annotation, cellular component: heterochromatin. The coding region runs from base 205 to 2691 and encodes 828 amino acids. The transcript is spliced from 4 exons. Gene Ontology annotation, biological process: rDNA heterochromatin formation. Gene Ontology annotation, molecular function: DNA binding. Lineage: Eukaryota; Metazoa; Chordata; Mammalia; Rodentia; Chinchillidae.